AUGAAAAAUAUUAACAUACAAACUUCAUUCAUAUCAAAUAUUACAAAUAGUCAAAAUUUUACAAUACCUACAAAACUAUUAAUAAAUGAAACUAAUAAAUAUAAUUUAUCUUUUACAAAUUCAACGUUAGUUUAUUCGAAUAGAACAUUAGAAACAAAAGUUCAAUGUAUAGGUUCAUUAUAUAAUCAAUCUUGUUUGUUUCAAAAUCUAUACUAUGUUGAUAAUACAUUUACAAUUCUAAUAGUAAAAGAAAGUUAUUUACCUGAAUAUUCUAUACGAACAGAUGCUUUUAAUCUAUGGCCUACAAAACCAAAUAAACGUGAAUUUGAUUCAUAUACUCAUCUUCAGAUAUUUGUUCGAAAUAUUACUAAUCCAAGAAGAAUUCCGUAUGUUACUCUAUACUUUGGUCAAUUAUGGCUUCAUAAUAUUGGUCAUGCACUUUUCGAUGGACUUUAUCCAGCUUAUGUUGCAUUAAUUCGAUUUUCACCUAGACAUCUUCAUCCAUUUCGUAUUCUUGCCGAUAUUGG
Adineta steineri is the source of this 527-nucleotide messenger RNA. NCBI's taxonomy places the organism in Eukaryota, Metazoa, Rotifera, Eurotatoria, Adinetida, Adinetidae. The record is from the annotation of a GenBank genome assembly.